AUGCGGCUCCUAACAACCCUAACCAGCUUCCUCUCGGUGGCAUCCGCAGCAUCACUAGGCAAGCGGGCACCGACUCCCGGCUCCCUCUCACAGGUAACGUCCUUCGGGACCGCGCCGACCAAAGCAGCAUUCUACAUCUACGUCCCCAAGAAGCUCGCCGAGUCCCCAGGCAUCGUCGUCGCAAUCCACUACUGCACCGGCACGGCGCAGGCCUACUACAACAACAGCCCGUACAAGACGCUCGCGGAGCAAUACGGCUUCAUCGUCAUCUACCCGUCGUCCCCCCACUCCGGCACCUGCUGGGACGUCAGCUCGAAGGCGACGCUGAGCCACGACGGCGGCGGCGACAGCCACACCAUCGCCAACAUGGUCAAAUGGACCAUCACCGAAUACAAAGCCGACACGACCAAGAUCUUCGUAACCGGCACCUCCUCCGGCGCAAUGAUGACCAACGUCCUCGCAGCAACCUACCCCGACCUCUUCCAAGCCGGCAUCGCCUACUCAGGCGUGCCAGCCGGGUGCUUCAUGUCGACCUCCUCCGGCAUCGCCGCAUGGAACAACUCCUGCGCGAACGGCCAAUCCACCGCAACCCCCCAAAAGUGGGCGCAAGUCGUCCUCGACAUGUACCCUUCCUACCCCGCGACCUCCCCGCGUCCCCGCAUGCAGAUCUACCACGGCUCAGCCGACGCGACGAUCCGGCCGCAGAACUACCAGGAGACGAUGAAGCAGUGGGCGGGCGUGUUCGGGUACAACUACGACAAGCCGGAGAGCACGAAGAGCAAUGAUCCGCAGAGCGGGUAUACGCGGACGAUUUAUGGGGAGAGGGCGCAGGGGAUUUAUGCGCAGGGGGUGGGUCAUAGUGUGAAUAUUAGGGGUGCCGAUGAUAUGAAGUUCUUUGGGUUUGCGACGUAG
Messenger RNA from Aaosphaeria arxii CBS 175.79, 912 nucleotides. RefSeq names its product carbohydrate esterase family 1 protein. The transcript is spliced from 2 exons. Gene Ontology annotation, cellular component: extracellular region. Gene Ontology annotation, molecular function: hydrolase activity. Bases 1 to 912 code for a protein of 303 amino acids. NCBI's taxonomy places the organism in Eukaryota, Fungi, Ascomycota, Dothideomycetes, Pleosporales. The record is from RefSeq and is a predicted model, not a curated record.